GGGACCGCGGAAGUAGGGUGGAACGCACAGAGCGGAAGUGGCGUGUCCCGUGCUCCGGAGGUGUACAGCCAGAGAGGAAGUAUUUUUCUGGCAGCUGCAGUAGUGAAGAAGACAUCCGGUGAGUGUGAGACACCCAGCAGCCGUCCCUAUGUGUCAGGAGCACUGAGCAGGAUCCAGAACUCCAUCACUGUGCCUCCACCUCACUCACUGAUACAUGACAGGCACAAUGACCAGAAGAUCCUGGACCUCACCAACAAGAUCAUCCAGCUGCUGACUGGAUAGGAGGGGGAGUAUAUAUAGAAGAACACAGGGAUUUGUACAAGGACAUGAUGAUGGAGAAUCACCGGCCCCUCACAUCACUGGAUCGGCCCAGUAUCAGAGAUUCCCCAGAGAGAUGUCCCCGUCCUCUGUAUUCCCAGGACUGUACAGAGGAGAAUCACAGGAUCCCACAGGAGGAUCAGGUGAAAGAUCUGACUGAUAUUAAGGUAGAAGUUCUAGAGGGAGAAGAAGAGACGUAUGUGACUGAUAUGAAGGCAGAAUAUAUAGAGGAAGAAGAAGAGACGUAUGUGACUGAUAUGAAGGCAGAAGAUAUAGAGGGAGAAGAAGAGACGUAUGUGACUGAUAUAAAGGCAGAAGAUACAGAGGGAGAAGAAGAGACGUAUGUGACGGAUAUCAAGACAGAAGAUAUAGAGGGAGAAGAAGAGACGUAUGUGACUGAUAUAAAGGCAGAAGAUAUAGAGGGAGAAGAAGAGACGUAUGUGAGGGUUGAUCAGCAGUGUAAGGAGGAGGAAAUCCCUACAGAUAUCAGCACAGAUGGAUGUAGAAGUUGGAAUGUCUCAGAGGAACAUCUCGUUUUAUCUCAAAAUUAUGAAAUAGAUGAUGAUGAAAUCACCAGAGAUUCUCCAGGAGUAACUCCAGUUAUACACCUAAUACCUCACCGUGCAGAUAUAUCAUCUGAUCAUGGGGAAUGUGUUGAUAAUGUUGAUAUUGGUGCAUCUGUUAAAUCUUGUACAGUAGAUAAAACAUUUCCCUGUUCUAUGGAUGCCAAAAAUGUUAUACAGAACAGAAAGCAGAUUACCAGUCAGUCAUGUGAGAGGCCAUUUCGAUGUUUUGAAUGUGGAAAAUAUUUUAGAUACAAAUCAGAUUUAAUUAUGCAUGAGAGAAGUCACACUGGUGAAAAACCAUUUCCAUGUUUUCUGUGUGGGAGAUGUUUUACACACAAAUCAACUCUUGUUACACAUCAGAGAAGUCACACAGGUGAGAAACCAUUUCCAUGCUCUGAGUGUGGGAAAUGUUUUACCAAGAAAUCGUCUCUUGUUAUACAUCAGAAACGUCACAUGGGGGAGAAACCAUUUUCAUGCUCUGAGUGUGGGAAAUGUUUUUUACAAAAAUCAGAUCUUAUUAGACAUGAGUCGAGUCACACAGGUGAGAGGCCAUUUUCAUGUUCCGAGUGUGGGAAAUGUUUUACAAACAAAUCAUAUCUGAUUAUACAUCAGAGAAGUCACACAGGUGAGAAGUUAUUUCCAUGUUCUGAGUGUGGGAAAUGUUUUACACUGAAAUCAAUUCUUGUUGAACAUAAGAGAACUCACACAGGUGAGAAGCCGUUUCUAUGUACUGAGUGUGGGAAAUGUUUUACACAGAAAUCAAUUCUUGUUACACAUCAGAGAACACACACAGGUGAGAAGCCAUAUCCAUGUGCUGAGUGUGGAAAAUAUUUUAGAUCUAAAUCAACUCUUAGUAUACAUGAGAGAAGUCACAGAGGUGAAAAACGAUUUACAUGUUCUGACUGUGGGAAAUGUUUUACACAGAAAUCACAUCUUGUUACACAUCAGAGACAUCACACUCGUGAGAACCCAUUUCCAUGCUCUGAGUGUGGGAAAUAUUUUCGAUAUAAAUCAAAUUUAAUUAAACAUGAGAGAAGUCACACAGCUGAGAAACUAUUUCCAUGCUCUGAGUGUGAGAAAUCUUUUACACAGAAAUCAGAACUUGAUAUACAUCAGAGAACACACACAGGUGAGAAAUCAUUUAUUUGCCCUGAGUGUGGGAAAUGCUUUACAAGGAAAUCAAAUCUUGUUACACAUCAGAGAACGCACACAGGUGAGAAGCCAUUUCCAUGUCCUGAGUGUGGGAAAUGUUUUACAAGGAAAUCAUCUCUUGUUACACAUCAGAGAAGUCACAUAGGUGAGAAGCCAUUUCCAUGUCCUGAGUAAGUGUACUUAAGGUGUAUUUUGUGUUUGGAAGUAAGAAUAUUUUAUCCAAAGAAUAAACCUCCGUAAGCAUAGUA
Pseudophryne corroboree (corroboree frog) is the source of this 2284-nucleotide messenger RNA. RefSeq names its product gastrula zinc finger protein XlCGF26.1-like. The record is from RefSeq and is a predicted model, not a curated record. The coding region runs from base 327 to 2210 and encodes 627 amino acids. Gene Ontology annotation, cellular component: nucleoplasm. Lineage: Eukaryota; Metazoa; Chordata; Amphibia; Anura; Myobatrachidae. Gene Ontology annotation, molecular function: RNA polymerase II cis-regulatory region sequence-specific DNA binding; DNA-binding transcription repressor activity, RNA polymerase II-specific. The transcript is spliced from 6 exons. Gene Ontology annotation, biological process: regulation of transcription by RNA polymerase II.